Psilocybe cubensis is the source of this 474-nucleotide messenger RNA. RefSeq lists its product as uncharacterized. The record is from RefSeq and is a predicted model, not a curated record. Bases 1 to 474 code for a protein of 157 amino acids. The transcript has 5 exons. Lineage: Eukaryota; Fungi; Basidiomycota; Agaricomycetes; Agaricales; Agrocybaceae.
AUGAGUCCCAGACAUAACAAAGUCAAGGAAAAACAUUCUCACUCACCUCUUUCCGACGCGUUUCUUUCAGUCAGCAGCAUCUCAAAGGUCAUCGUGUCGUCUGGUGCCCAAAGACGCCACGUCGAUACAUUCAAGCCGCUCGACGCACACAAGACCCCUCAAAACGACGACCUCGACUAUCACAACGUUGUCAGUGAGUCCCAGUAUAAUGAAAUGACAAAAAACUGCGCACUCACCUCAUCCCGACGCAUUUCUUCCAGCCAGCCACCCGUCGAAUGCCAGGUCAUCGUUUCGGCUGACCCCCAAAGGCGCCACGUCAACACAAGCACCCUUGCCGCACACAAGACCCCUCAAUACCACAACCACGACCAUAACCAACCGCGUUCGCUGGUGAAGAUGCACAACAACAUUGUUCGGCUUCUUGAAUGCCAGGCCAUCGUGUCGUCUGGUGCCCAAAGUGAUGCGUCAGUGUAG